UACUGCUUUAGUUCCGAGGUAUCGUCUGCUGCUGCUGCGUUCUUCUUCCCUUCGACCUUCUCUGCUUCGGCGUCCGUGGACAUGGCGACCAGGAACCGGACGCCCAUAUACCGGAAGUACCGCGACGCCCUGCGCAACGUCCGAUCCCCUUCCCCAACUCCGCUCUCCGGCCCGUCGACUUCCUCCUCCUCCUUCUCCGUCGGCGGCGGCGGGGCCGUGAUCGAGCUGGUGAGCGCCUCGCUUCUCCGACCCGAUCGCUCCUACGCGCCACUCAGCACCGAAGACCCUGCCGGAUCCAGUACAGGUGCCACUAUGAUUGGUUUACCUCCAGCAUGGGUGGAUGUUUCUGAAGAAUUAGCUGCAAACAUGCAGCGUGCUCGGACAAAAAUGGUAGAGUUAGCCAAGGCCCAUGCGAAAGCAUUGAUGCCUUCUUUUGGGGAUGGGAAAGAGGAUCAACAUGCCAUUGAACUUCUAAGUCAUGAAAUAACAGAUUUGUUGAAGAAGUCUGAGAAGAGACUACAAAAACUUUCCUCCAGUGAUCCUUCUGAAGAUUCAACUGUCCGGAAAAAUGUUCAGCGGUCUCUUGCAACUGACCUCCAAAACCUCUCGAUGGAGUUCAGAAAGAAACAGUCUUCUUAUUUAAAACAUCUCCAACAUCAGCAGGAGGGACACGAUGGUUUUGAUUUGGAGAUGAAUCGUAAUGGAAUUGGACACAAGUUAGAAGAAGAUGCCUUUACUGAUGUGGGUUUUAGUGAUGUUCAAAUUUCCACACUGAAGAAAAAUGAAGCAUUGACAAGAGAGAGGGAAAGGGAGAUUGUCCAGGUUGUAGAAUCAGUGAAUGAACUUGUUCAGAUCAUGAAAGAUCUCUCAGUCCUUGUCAUAGAUCAAGGAACCAUAGUUGACCGGAUUGAUUACAAUGUACAGAAUGUUGCAAGUUCAGUGGAAGAGGGCUUUAAACAGUUAGAGAAGGCAGAGAGAACGCAGAAAAAAGGUGGAAUGGUCAUGUGUGCCACUGUGCUAAUUUUAUUAUGCCUCAUCAUGCUUGUCCUCUUGAUCCUGAAAACCAUACUCUUCUGAUCCACUUCAACCCAGACGGUUCAUUCGGCAUUUCUUGUGAACAUUCAGCACCAGUCUUCUGUUAUCAAAGUGUUGGUCUGUCUAACGAAUAAUCGACGAAGUGAAUUGCUGAGACAGGUUCUUUUUUCUUCAUUCCGGGUGCAGCAUUGGCCCAAAUAUUAGAUCACAGUUAUCCUAGGAGUAUCUCCUCGGAUAGCAAAUGGCGAGAUUCGUCAGGUUGGUGCUGCUUAGCGAGUUGCUCGAAUUUUUGAGGUGUUGUAAAAGAAAGCUCUGUAAAGACUCAUUCAAACAACGUUUCCAAUUCAUAAUAUUUUACUCUUGACACGUUCA
Molecule: messenger RNA, 1407 nt
Organism: Zingiber officinale
Lineage: Eukaryota; Viridiplantae; Streptophyta; Magnoliopsida; Zingiberales; Zingiberaceae
Product: syntaxin-43-like
Exons: 8
Coding region: 82-1077 (331 amino acids)
Biological process (GO): vesicle fusion; intracellular protein transport; vesicle-mediated transport
Cellular component (GO): endomembrane system; membrane; SNARE complex
Molecular function (GO): SNARE binding; SNAP receptor activity
Source: RefSeq, a predicted model, not a curated record